Molecule: messenger RNA, 3684 nt
Organism: Closterium sp. Naga37s-1
Lineage: Eukaryota; Viridiplantae; Streptophyta; Zygnematophyceae; Desmidiales; Closteriaceae
Source: the annotation of a GenBank genome assembly
AUGGAGGGCGAUAUGAGCGAGGAGGCGGUUCACAUUAGAAUUGAUGGCGAGAGCAUGGUGCGGAUACAGUUGCAGGAGAACAGCAGGGACAGGCUACCAGAGGGCAGGGCUGACGUGGAAAGCAGGGAGGAGCGAGAGCAUGGUGGCGAGCACGGGAAGAAGGCCGCUGGGAGGAGAGUGUCAGAGCAGUUUAGUGUGAUGGUGCAGCAGGCACGGUCGUCAGGAAAUGAGGGCCAGACGGGGGAGAAACAGAAUCGGCACAGUCGGGCCAAGGCUCUCCCACCCGGCCUUCCUGCGUCUGCUUCCCGCACCUGUAAACCCAGUGGGGCGCACAGGCGCAGUGCUUCCUUCGGCGGACACGCACUACAGGACAGGAGCGGGUGCGUUAUGGGCCACAGGGUAGUGGAUACGAAGGCAGGGAAGGAGAGUGGGAGAGAGUUAGGAGCGUGUGAGCAAGGGCAAGGAGGAGCAGGGGUGAGUCAAGGGCAAGCAAGCGGAUCCAAAGGAAUAAGGAACUCUAGAACGAGUUCGCGAAAGGACAAGGAGGGAGCAAUAGCAGCGGGAAGCGGACAGAAGUUAUUGAAUAAAUCCAAGGCAGCAGCAGCAGGAGGUGCAGGUGGGGGCGGUGGAGAGGGAGGUACCGUAGCGGUGAGCAGGCGGAGGCGCUUGAGGCAGGUGUUCUGCAUGGAUGCCCCCACUGUCACCCACGGCUGGUGCAGCGAUGGUGAGGACGUGGGAGCAGAGUCAGACGGUGGGCUGUCUGAGGGAGACGAGGAUGGGGAGGGCGGAGAUGAUGGUGCUGCUGCUUCUCGUCUGGGAUACACCCAGCACAGCCAUCGUCCCAAUCAGCAGCAGCAGCAGCAGCAAAGGGACAUAGGUGCGGUAACCAUAACUCGUCCCACAGGUGGGGCAGAGAGCAGGAGGCGUCCAUCCACCGCCCCCCACGUGGACCACCAGUUGCGCCGUGUAUACUCCCAGCACACCCCGGACUCCUCUUCUGCUGCUCACUCUGCUGCGCAAUUUGCUGCACCAUCCACCUCCUCGUCUCCUAUUAAAGGCUCUACGGCCGCCAAGGCAAGGCGCGUCCCGUGUCAAGACGGAGAUUCGGUUGCUCCUGAGCGAGAGAAGCUCCGGAGGGUCAAGUCCCAGCAGCAUGGGGGGGAGGCGUCCGAAGUGGUUCGCCGGAACACCACGGGCCUCGGCGCUCCAGCAUCUGCUGUCCGCCUGCCCCGCUCGCUGACAACCCACCAGCCCCCGAGCCGGUUUGACGAACCUCAGUGCAUGGGACAGAGGGUGGGUGGGGUGUCAACCCGGUUACCGCGUUCGCUCACUCAUCAGCCAUCGCAACCUCAAUCCGACGGUUCACACGCAGUCCCUGUAGGUGCUGUCUCGUCGAGAUCGUUUAAGUCCUCCCGUUCUGCAGAUGGCUCUGCCAAGCUCCGGCAUGCCAAGUCCCAGCAGUCCAACCCUGCGGUGGUGGCACAGCGGCAGCACCAGGAGGAGGAGGAAGAGGAAGAAGAGGAGGAAGCUGCAGCAGUUACGGCUGACUCCCACCCAAGGGACCACGUGCUAGGCAGGGAUUACUCCGAUAUAGCAGCAUCGUUUGUGAUUAUAAAGAAGGAGGUGUUGGGGCAGGGCGAGCUGGGCGUGGUGAGGAGAUGUGUGGAGGUGGCAUCUGGCGAGGUGUACGCAUGCAAGACAGUGGAGAAGAAGGGGAUUCGCACCAGCGAGGAUGCGGACGAUGUGAGGCGCAUGCUGGCAUGCCUGCAGGCAGUAAGGGGCCAUGCGAACGUGCUGACGCUCAAGGCUGUGUUUGAAGAUGCCGAGAACAUCCACGUCGUCAUGGAGCUCUGUGCGGGCGGCGAGCUCUUCGAUUUGAUUCGGCGGAACGGGCGGCAGAGCGAGGGCGUGUGCGCGUUGGUGUGCAGGGGAGUGGUGGCAGCACUGCAGCACUGCCACGGGCAGGGCAUCAUUCACCGUGACGUCAAGCCCGAGAACAUCCUCCUGCUGCACGCACGCCCCAACUCCCCCAUCAAGCUUGCUGACUUCGGGGUGGCCUCUGCGUUCAAGCAAGGUGUGCCCCUGAGUGACAUUGUGGGCACGAGAGAGUACAUGGCACCAGAAGUCAUCAGCGGAUGCUACGGCCCCGAAGCCGACAUCUGGAGCACUGGAGUCGUGCUCUACAUCAUGCUCUGCGGUACGCCGCCCUUCCGGCCCUCGGCCAAUCACAGCGUGACAGAUGUCAUCCUCAAGAAGCCCGUGAGGCUGCGCUCUGAGCGGUGGAAAGGGGUAUCGGAGGAGGCAAAGGACCUCGUGCUGCGCAUGCUGGAGAGGUGCCCUGCCAAACGACUCACGGCCAGCCAAGUGCUAGCAUCCAUGGAUCCGAAAGUGGACGUGAAGGGGCAUGGAGGGGACAAGGGUCUUACAGAGCAGGGAAAUGUUGCUGAGAGCACAGCUGAAACUGGACUGGAAAGCACGCCGGCGAGUACCUCCGCAUCCUCGUCUAAGUCAACUUCAGCCGAAGGGAAGACCAAAUCUCAGGGAAAGGGAGGGAAGCUGGCUUUGGAACAAAUACGGCGUGUCGUUGAUGACCCUGAAGUACCAGCGGAUGAGAAGAUUAAGAUUCUGCAUUCCAAGAUAAUGGCGCAGGCACGGGAAGCUAAGGCUGGCGAUAAGGAGAGCGCAGCUUUGCUGAAGAAGAUUGAUCAACUAACAAGGGAACGCGACUCUGUUAUGGCCGAAAUGAGGAAGUCUGCCACGCUUCGUGGCAAAUUGGAGACCUUGUGCCGUGAACUUCAGAAGCAAAACAAGACCAUAUUGGAAGAAAGCAAGAAGGCUGCAAACGAGCAGCAGCAGAAACGAGAGGAGUUAUCAUCUAAAUUCCUAGACUCCAUCAAGGACAUCGAACUCAGAUUGGAAGAGCAGGGAGCUGAAAGAUCAAGCCACCUUAAGGAAAAUCAUAUUCUUGCCGAGCAACUCAAGAAAAUCCAAGAGCAUGCAGACGUCAAGGAGAAGUACUGGGCUCACCUUAUCAAGACGAAAGACCUUGAGUAUCAGCUGUUGGAUGCAAAGUUCAAGCAGCAAGAGAAGUUAAUGGUCGAAGAACGGGCUCUGAGCAAGGCAAGAGGCGAACAGGUCAUUGAUCUUCUCAAGACAGAAAAAGAGCUGAGGGGCCAGUUGGCGUUAUACAUUGAUAAGUUUGAUCAAUUCCAGGGUACUUUGUCCAAGAGCAACGAAGUCCUUGGCACAAUGAAGAAGGAAAUGGACAAGAUGACGAAACGCAUCAAGAAGCUGGAGAAGGACAAUUCUGAACUUCGAGCCAAGUCUGAAAAGUCGGAUGUUUCUCUGAUUGAGCUUCUUGAUGAGCGUGCGGCACAGCGCAAGCAGCUUGAGACGCUGCAGGCUCAGAAGCAGAAGCUGGAGGGUCUAUGCCGGUUAUUGCAGGCGGAAAGGAAGAAGUGGCAUGAACAGGCCCAGGAACAGCAGCAGCAUGAGCAAGAGAGUGUGAGCGUGGAGGAACCUACGACCGCUGAUGCAGUUGAUUCCACAGACAAGUCCGCAGAUGCAGUUCCAUCAGGAGCAACAAGUGAAAGUGGCGAGAGUAAUGGCUCUGACGCACAGCAGGCAUCAACGGAUGUUCAGCCUUCAGCUGUUGCCGACAGUGGUGCAGCCAUACCAGCAUGA